UGACCUGCCCGGUGAGACACUUGCUCUUUAAAUCAGGCGGUGACUUCAUCUCAGAGGGUUUUCAUUUCUUUGUUGGAACUUUAAACAAACACCUGACGCAUUCACCUGCUGCUCCACCCACCAGACAGGGAAACAGUCAAUCACAGCAGAACAGAGCAUUUCAGCUUCUUUAAGGUGGAUUUGCUCACACACAAGCUCCAAAAAGGACACGCCAAGAUGGAGGACAGCGGGGGGACGAAGACCAAAGAGGGGGAGGAGGAGGCAGUGAGGUCAGCCAUGACAGAGGCGAGCACACUGCCGUGGUCUGCCGACAGACAGACAGGUGGAUGGACAGGUAAAGUUGACAGGAUGAGCGUGAGGUCAGGAAUGUCUCUUCCUGAGGUGUCCAGCUGCACAGAGAGUGAGAGAGAGCUGAAGGCAGAGGGAGAGAGGAGGGGGGGCAGGGUGAGUUUAAAUGAAGGGGUGGGGCUAAGUGAAGACAAAAUAAUUGGGCACCUGAUGGAGGAGGAGCCCGGGGAGAACCUUCUGCCAGAGAAAGCCGCUCAGGUGUUCAGCCCUGCAGUGAACGCCCUCCACUCCCCCUCCUCACUCAGAAACUGGGAACUGGAGUCUGAGAAGAGUCCCUUCCUGGGUCCCCGAGGAGUCCCCGAGGACUACAAUCAACAUGACAACCUGUAUGGGGACCUGCUUUCAAAUAAACGUGGGCAGUGCUGUGUCAGCACAGAUGUCCUGAAGAUGGGCGUGUCCUUAAUGACUUCAGCACUCUUCUUCCCCCUACUGGUUUGGGGCGGUUUUGUCUUCCUCCCAUUUGAUGCCCCACUGCUGGAUGGCGCCCCCCUCAGGCUCAUCUACACACUGCGCUGCUCUGUGUUUGCCGCCACCCCCAUCAUCCUUGGUUGGCUAGUUCUGGGCAUCAGUCGGCUGAGGUCAGGUGUGCUUCGGCCUCUGUUUGAUGAUGAGAUAAAGGAGGCGGAGCUCCAGGAGGUCACUGUCCACCAGCGCUUCAUCACUGACUCUGCUUCCUUGUUCCUCAUUUACUUCCUGCAGCUGGUUGUUAUGGCAAUGUACCUUAGCCAGGAGCAGCUGAAGCUCGUGCCACUGUUGACCAUCCUCUUCGCCUUCGGACGGUUGGCAUACUGGGUGGCGGCAGCAUUUGGCAGCAGCAUUCGUGGGUUCGGUUUUGGCCUCUCCUUCCUGCCGAGCAUUGUAAUGAUGGCAGCAAACUUCUACUUCAUCUUCACGAUGGACGCGGCCAGCUCCAUCUUCAGUCUUCCCCUCGAGGAGGCAGCAGCGCCUCCACCUGCAGGCCGGCAGCGGUUCUGGGGAUGAGAGCUGAUCAGAACUCAAUAAUCUUCAUUACUGAUUGAAAAAUAAAAUGUUUUUAUUUUGAGGUUUAAAAACUCUUUAAAAUUAUCACUUGUAGCCCUGCCCACCUGUUGUUUGCCCUUGUUUUUUCUUCAUUAAACUGCUUCCUGUUUCCUGAAACUUCCUGUUGGUCCAUUUUUCAGUGUUUUAUUUUGUAAAAUAGUUUUUUAUGAUCAAUAAAUUAAAAAAA
Archocentrus centrarchus (flier cichlid) is the source of this 1555-nucleotide messenger RNA. Its product is annotated as transmembrane protein 79-like. The record is from RefSeq and is a predicted model, not a curated record. Gene Ontology annotation, cellular component: trans-Golgi network membrane; lysosomal membrane. Lineage: Eukaryota; Metazoa; Chordata; Actinopteri; Cichliformes; Cichlidae. The coding region runs from base 217 to 1329 and encodes 370 amino acids. The transcript has 5 exons. Gene Ontology annotation, biological process: regulated exocytosis.